This is a messenger RNA of Oldenlandia corymbosa var. corymbosa, 507 nucleotides long. The record is from the annotation of a GenBank genome assembly. Lineage: Eukaryota; Viridiplantae; Streptophyta; Magnoliopsida; Gentianales; Rubiaceae.
AUGAUGAUCCAGGUGAAGAAAAUGGAAGGAGUAGCAAGCAAUUUGCAAGGUGUAAUCAGGAGAAAACUGAUCAUAAAGAAUAAAGCAGGGAAGGAUAUGAAAAUGCAUUGCUUUGUCCAGGCAGGAAUCCUAAUUUUUAUGUCGAAUCAAGGGAUGGGCAAGAAUAUCAGGAAAGUUGUUGACCUCAAAAAAUAUGGAGCCAAUGAAUUGUUGAAGAAAAUCAGGCAACAUUCUUCAUCUUAUGGAGAUCCAACUGAAAGAUUGACUCAUUAUUUCGGGGAUGCCCUGGAAGCUUGGAUGACAGGAAUGGUGGCCAUGUCUGUUACCUGUAAUUUCCCUCCUAAGCUCAAAAUCACUGGAAUUGAUCUCCCACAGCCUGGAUUUCAUUCAGUCGAGAGGAUCGAGGAGACAAGGCAUCGCUUGGCAAACUACGUGAAGCGAUUUAACCUUCCUUUUGGGUUCCACGUGAUCGCGAAGCGAUGCGAAGCCAUAACUAAGAUGAUCUGA